CUAUAUCGAUAGCUAUACGUUUUUUCCCAUUUAUAACACUUACAACCGAAUAACAGUGCUAUCCUAACGGACACAAAAACCUUUCUACCCCGUACCCUUUCUCAAAAUGUCCACAUACAUCCGGACAAAGGUCCUAACCCCACCGUGGUACAUACCUCUACACAAUGUGGCCACAUCAGUCCGCGCGCGCUCUCUGCCGCAGCCGGACUACGGGCCCGCGGAGAUCCGGCGGUCAGAACUGUCCAAUGGCAUCAAGAUGGCUGUUGCACAGCCCUGGGGCGCCCCCAUGGCUGCCUGCACUAUUAUGUAUCGGGUUGGCUCGCGCUUCGAGGCCGACUCCUCUCUCGGCGCCUCCCACUUCCUGCGCGCCUGCUCCGACUGCUCCGGCCGCGGCAGCUCCGGGUACCUGAAGACUCGCGACCUGAUGCAACACGGCGCGGCGCUCGCCUGUAGCACGGACCGCCAGACUGUGAGCUACACGCUCACGUGUGUGCCGUCUGAUUUUCAGCACUUGAAGUAUUAUCUGCUGGAUGCUGCUUGCAGAUGCAGCUACCCGCAACACGAAAUAGACGACAGGAAGGAUCAAAUCCGUGGCGACUUAACAAGAAUAUCUCCAGAUGUUCGCGUGAUGGACUUAGUCCAGAAAGCAGCGUUCAAGGGAGGCCUUUCCAACUCUACCUUAUGUGUGCGUGAACGCAUCGACGCCAUGUCUCAGUGUGUCCUGACCACGUAUGUUGCUGAGCGUUUCAGGACCUGUGACUUGGCCAUCGGCAGCUUUGGAUUGGGCUUCGAUGAGGUCAUGAAGUUGGCUGAGAGUGUGGAUAUUAGGAAGAGCAAGUCAGCAGCCACCCCGCGGUCCGCGUGGCGCGCCGGGCAGGAGAGCCACGACAUGGGCCGAGACGCCGACACUUACAUCGCGCUCGCCGUCCCCGGCGCUGGCACUCAGGACUUUGGAUCCCUACUCAAGCUAGCCAUCCUGUCGUCAGCCCUUGGCUCCGGGGCGAUGACCUCCAGCCACGAGCUGGACAUCACUACGGAACUGCCUGUAGACUACCUGGUGGACGGAGACGUGUUCACGAGCUACUCUACCUUUAAUCUGUCGUACAGUGAUGCGGGGAUCUUCGGUAAGUUAAAUUAUUUCGCCAAAUAG
Plutella xylostella (diamondback moth) is the source of this 1150-nucleotide messenger RNA. Lineage: Eukaryota; Metazoa; Arthropoda; Insecta; Lepidoptera; Plutellidae. The record is from RefSeq and is a predicted model, not a curated record.